AUUCCACCCACCCACCCCCUGCUGUGUCUUUUAAAGAAGAAGAAUAUAAGAAAACUGGUCAGUACUUCUUGUCAUCUGACCAUGUGGGACAACAGAGGCUUGAAGAAUCACAAUAUCAUGGACCUCAGAGUGACUCUAAGAUUACCUAGAUCAGCAAUUUGCCCGAAGCCAAGGUCCUGCGAGCACAUACGAAAGGCACACCCAACAUACACUGGAAACAAAUGAAAGGUGUGAAGUCAGGUCAAAAACACCCACUCCCUUGCCCACACCCAAGCCUACAGGACCAGGGAAAAGGGUGUAGGGGAAAUGUAGGCUCAUGUACUGUGCAAGCACACACCCCAGGUCCCAGCUGAAAAAAAUGAUUGGGGUCGGGGGAAAGCUACACACACCCUGUAAAACAGCCAAAGCGGGUGGGCGAAAGUGCAUAUGAAGGGGAGUGUGGCAAAGGGGAAGCAAAUCUCCGCCCAGAAUAAUGACUAAGGAAACAGGUGUGGGAAAUAUAUUUAUGCACAUGCAGCGUCCAGAGGGUUGGCAGCACUCAUGCCCUGGCCCUUGCCAAAUACUGUGCCAAAUUCUCCCACCCAUAUGCCACAUCUGAGCCAAGAAUACUGCCCACAACAUUCACACGCCUAUGAUAGCAUGCAUACAGACUGAGUGCAGACAACACACUGUUUUUCCUUAGCUUGCAAUUGCAAUUGCUUUUGCUUUUCCUGAAUAGUGGGGAUCUAACUGGAGCAUAUGGCUCCUGAUUUCUAUGACUCCUAUAAUAUCUGUUCUUUGGCCAUGUUGGCUGGGCCUGAUGGAAAUCUGAGUCCAACAACGUAGGGAGGGCCUUCCCAACUCCUCCUAUAGACAUUAGCCAUCAUGGAGUGGUAGUUCAAAACAUCUGGAAGGCAACAGGUUAGGGAAGGCUUCAUUAGGCUGUCCCUAAGGCUGUCCCCCAAGGUAUCUACCCUAUUUUGAUCUUUACUAUUGCAUUUCUUGCAUUCAGUUUUACAGUUUUUGUAAAUCGCUUCAAGAAUCUUGCCAAUCUGCACAUAUAUUCAUAGCAUAGGCACAACUACAGUGGCUGGUUAAAAUGUUGGCAACCUUAGCAGCAUGCCACAAAGCUGAAUCCUGCACAUGGUAGUGGAGGAAUACAACCAGCUCUGAGGAGCCAGACUAUGCAGGCUUUUCACAUAGCUUCCCUCAAGGCCAAAUGAUUCUGCCUGUAGGCCUCAUUGUUUGAUGACAGCAAAGCCAUCAAAUGUCAAAAACCGCACACCCCAACUUCUGAUUUUCUAAAUCUAUCCCCUCCCCACCUCUGUUUAACAGCCUGGGGCUUCCUGCUCCUGCUAGUUCAGAUGUCUUAUUAGCCUGUCUGCCCCACUCCCUGCUCCUGCGCCCUCCCCGGUUCUUGGGAGAGGCCCUGCUUCCCAGUCAGUUUCCUGCCCCCCCACCUCUCUUUCCUGCCCCACCUCCUGUGUGUGAAUGACCAGAGGCACGGGAAAUCCGUGCGCAGUCAUCGCUGGACUUAAGUCACACACAGCACACUCAGGAACGCCAGAGCUGAGAGUGGCCACCAUACCCCAGUGGAAGAUGCAGCCUGGCCUGCUGGAUGCGUGAGAGUGGGAGACAGUGGGAGACUGCAGCACCUGGGGACACUCUGUGGAACAGGCUCUAGGUCCCUGUGACCAUGUUCUCGGAUGAGCGGAAAGACGGGAGCCCCCGCUUUGGGAAGCUUCACUUUCCUGUUGGCCUUUGGAUCAACUCCCCAAAGAAACAUUUUGCCAAGCUGGGACGCAGGUGGCCUAGCGUGGGGUCCGUCAAAUCGACAUCCUCGGAUACAGCCAGCCGUGGAAGUGAGCCUGUGGAGAUGCGCCCGGCCACCAAGAAUAAGGCCAGUCGACACAAGAGGAUUUCAGCGCUCUUCCAGCGGGGUGGGACUGGCGUGCCCACCAGCGGAGGAAGAGGUCGCUGGGCCAGUGAGAAGAAACUGGCCGAUCUCAUUGAUCCACUGCCCGAAGACCGAGUUGAGCCCCCGUCGCAGGGAGAAGUGCCAGGGAUCCUGAAAAUCUAUGGAGGCGACAUCUCCACAGGUGCCAACUACAAGAGUGUGCUGGCCACAGCGCGCUCCACUGCCCGGCAGCUGGUGCAGGAAGCGCUUGAGCGCUACGGCGUGGCACAGGCCAAUGCCGAAGAUGCGUAUGUCUUAUGCGACGUGGUUGGCAAUGUCCAUGGCACAGAUGGCUCCUGGCAGGCCCAGUAUCUCCGUGCAGUAGGCGAUUCUGAACGCCCGCUCGUGCUGCAGGAUGUGUGGAAACCCAAGACCGGCUGCACACGCCGUUUUGAGAUUCGCCGACGAUGUGAUGUGGAGAGGAUGGCAGAAGGCGAAGAUGGCGAUGGGUCUGGUAUCUCCCAGGCCCGUCGGCAGCAAUCUCGCCGUUCUCGGGCCGCCUCAGGAGGCCAUGUGGCCCCCAAAGAAAGGGCGGACAACCUUUCCCUCCGUCGCAGCAUCAGCGAGAUGAAUCUCAGCACAAAACGCCGCAGGGACCGCAAAGGAGUGCUGAGCAUGGCGGUUGGGGAACCACAGGAAGCGGCUGAGGAGUCACGACUGAAGGCAGCCGAGGGGGCCGAGGGCACAUCGACUCCUCCAGCAUCUGAAGCAGAGGCCAUGGAUGUGGCCAACUUGGAGCAGCUCUCCCAGUGCCUCAUACAACCACCAACAGAGCACCCCUAUUUCCUACAGUUGUUGGGCUACAAUGAAAAGCAGGAGUUUGUAAUCCACGUGAUGACACGCCGCCGACACAUUUUCGGCCGCCCUGAGCGCUGCCCAGCUCCAGACCAAUCCAACUAUGUGGACACGUUCCUGAACGCUCCAGACAUCCUCCCGCGCCACUGCUGUGUUGUGUCUUCGGUGCCCCCCGCAGACCCCAGCCAGCCCCGGGGCUCGGCCAUGGUGCGGCCCUUCCGGGGAGCGUUGAUAACCCACAACGGUGCCCCACUCCAUCGCCAGGUGGAGCUGGCUCCCGGAGACUUGCUGGGAAUGGGGCAGCACUUCCUCUUCAUGUACAAGGACCCGCGAGCUGCAGCUGUGCCGCCGGCCUGGCUGCCCAAGGCCUGGGUGUCCCCAGGGUUGGUGGGGGCCUUGGCGUGCCAGGCCUGCGGCCGUUCCCUGCAGGAGCGCCAGGAAGCUUUCCGGGCCUACCUCAAGAGCCGAGAACCUCAGCUGCGCUACCGGCCCCAGGAGCAGGAGGCCCUCUUGGCUGAGAUUGUGAGGCUGCAGGAGGCGCCAAACUGCAGGUUGGGCCCUGCCUUCCUCUUUGGGCUCUGCCUGGAGCACGCCGCCCGGGAGCUGGAGCCAGGACACCUUCCCAGGUUGAUAGCCAGAAUCGCUCAGCUGGUCAAGGAGGCUGUUUGGGAGAAGAUAAAAGAGAUUGGAGAUAGACAGCCGGAAAACCAGCAGGACAAAGGAGAAUUGGGAAAUCUCAGCAUCGAGGAAGUGGCUGCCGACUUGCGCCCCCUGAUGCUCUGGAUGGCCAACGCGAUGGAGCUGCUCAGCCUCGUGCAGAAAAGAGUCCUGGACAUUGAGAAGGACCUGGACUUGGAGGGAGCUUCCCACAAUGCAUUGCUCUCCAGUGACCUGGAGACGUGUGAUGAGGCAAUGGCUGUCUUGGACGAAGUCAUCAUGUCCACAUUUCAGCAGUCUGUGUACUACCUCACUAAGACUCUCUACUCGGCUCUUCCUGCCUUGCUAGACAGUAACCCCUUCACGGCCACAGCUGACCUGUCCCACGUGCCGGAGCUCAGCAGCAUGCCAGAAGGAAUCCAGGGGACCCUUGCCAUCUACCAGGCCACGCUCGAGUUGACCCGUGACUGUGACCUGCACCCAGACCUUGUCUCGCAGACCUUUGGAUAUCUCUUUUUCUUCUCCAAUGCCUCGCUCUUUAACACUCUCAUGGAGAGAGGCAGUUCCCACCAGUCCUUAUUCCAGUGGGCCAAGGCGGUGCAGAUCCGAACCAACCUGGACCUGGUGCUGGACUGGCUACAAGGGGUGGGCCUGGGGGACAUUGCAGCUGAAUUCUUCCGCAAGCUCAGCACCACGGCCAACUUACUGUGUGUGCCCAAAACCAGCUUGCUUCAGACAUCCUGGUCUCGCCUGAGAAAUGACUAUCCAGCACUGACCCCAGCUCAGCUCCAGCACGUGCUCACAAAUUACCAGCUGGGACCUGGGCGAGUGUCUCCUGAAUGCUGGAGCCCACCUGAAAAGGAAAGAGACGAGAUUGCACACAGUGACAUAUUUGAGAGUUUCACAGACCACCCGCCCCUGAUCCUUCCAUGUGACGGUUUCCGCUUGCGCCUCUCAGAGCCUGUGUCAGACGACACCCUCCAUCGCCAACUCACACGCCUGCGACGUUUCCUCUGGGAGCUGGAGCGUGAAUCUCUUCCAGCCAACCAAAGGGCAGUGUACGGGCUGGAUCCCAGCCAAUGAGAAGCAGGGCACACACCACCACAAUGAUCAAAUGGCUCCUGUACCCCUGGAAACCCUUGCCAGUGGACAGACAGAAACCCCAAACUGAUUUCGGAAGGGUGGAAUCAUCCGAAUCAGUUAUUGCUUGUCUGAAUACAGGAUUGUCCUGAAGGUCAAAGGUCAUUGUGACAUCUCAGGCUUUCAGUUGCAGCCUCGUACCCACUGCCGGAACCUGGCGGCAGACACUGAUCUCAAGGACCAGAAGCCCAGAAACUUCUCUGAGAGAUCAAAGCUUCUCCCUGACCCAAACUUCGCUGUUACUUUUCGGCCCUGUGAAAAGCAUAUAUUGUUUAUAGCAAAAGCUAUGUAGUGCUUUUUCCUCAAAUGCAAUAAAAUUAUUAACUUGUGA
This is a messenger RNA of Podarcis raffonei (Aeolian wall lizard), 4859 nucleotides long. RefSeq names its product Ras interacting protein 1 (gene RASIP1). Bases 1676 to 4471 code for a protein of 931 amino acids. Lineage: Eukaryota; Metazoa; Chordata; Lepidosauria; Squamata; Lacertidae. Gene Ontology annotation, cellular component: cell-cell junction. Gene Ontology annotation, biological process: angiogenesis; negative regulation of Rho protein signal transduction; signal transduction. The record is from RefSeq and is a predicted model, not a curated record. The transcript has 12 exons. Gene Ontology annotation, molecular function: GTPase binding.